AUGCCUGACCGGGAUAGCGCCUACCUGUCAGGUGGUUGCGGUGGGGUGGGUACUAGUGUGGGUGAGGAAGGGGUGCCGGGGUCUGGUUUAGGAGGGGGCACGGGAGAGGGCCGAGGGGGAUCAGCGGGAGGCAGUGGCUCUGGUUCUGGUGCUAUGGGUGGAGUAGGGGCCCUGGGAAAUGGGAACAACUUUGGGGGAGGUGGAGCCGAGGGCCUGGGGUCAGGACCGGCCCCGGACGGAGUCUGCAGGGACUUUCUGAGGAAUGUGUGUAAGAGGGGCAAACGCUGCCGCUUCAAACACCCAGACUUCAACGAGGUGCCGGACCUUGGGGUGCAGAAGAAUGAGUUUGUCUUCUGCCACGACCACCAGAACAAGGAGUGCGUCCGCUCCAACUGUCGCUUCGUCCACGGCUCCAAGGAGGAUGAGGACUACUAUAAGAAGUCAGGGGAGCUGCCCCUCAGGCUGAGAGGGAAAGUGGCUGCAGGACUGGGCCUGUCCCCCAUGGACCUCCCACACAGCCGAGGGGAGGUACCCAUCUGCAGGGACUUCCUAAAGGGAGAGUGCCAGCGGGGCAACAAGUGCAAGUUCCGCCACGUCAAGAAGGACUAUGAGUACGAGCAAGCCAGGGUGGGUGCCGGGGUCGUGAUGGGCCCGGGGGCCAGUGGGAUGGUGAACACAGGCGGGGGGGUAGGAGGGGUUGGGGCGGGUGCUUGCGGGGGCAUGGCCGGACUGGUUGGGGGUGGAGGUGGGGGUAACAUGAUGGGGAUGGGCUGUCCCAGCCUGGGAGGCUGCAGAGAUCCAGGUAUCUCAGGGGUGGGGGGAGUAGGGGUAGGCGGGAUGGGGGGUUGCCUCUCCAUGGGGGCCUCAGGACAGCGUCGUUUUGACAGGGGUCCUUGCUCGGUGUACGACUCCCUGUUUGAGAGUGGUCUGUUUGAGACUGGGCCCCUGGAGUCCCCUUUGGACCACACAAUGCUGCAGCUGAAGAGACGCAGGCUGGAGGGGCUCCGGCUGGACGGGGGUGGAGGGGGGCACUAUGAGCUGGGGAUGCAGGCGGCCCUCCCGCCUCGGCCCCUUGAAUACAGGUUUCUGGAGGAGGAGAAUAACCUACUGAGGAGGAGAGUGGAGGAACUGAAGAAACAGGUCAGUGUAGCAGACAGGAGAUGAUAAUCAAUCCACACAUAAUCAACAACCACACCUAACAAUACAAUGAAUCUAUUAUUAACCUUUUAACUCCUCAAACACCUUGUUAAUCUCUUCUUCAGGUGUCAAACCUCAUGGCCACCAACGAGGUGCUGCUGGAACAGAAUGCCCAGUUCCGGAGCCAGACCAAGGUGUCUGUAAUGACCCUGUCCUCCACCCCAGCCCCCUCUGAGCAGACCUUGGCUCCACCUGUGGGCGCGGUUAGCUCCUACAACCACAGCAUCGCCCAGACCCAUACCACCCUGAGCAGCGCCGGGCUGCAGCCUCGUACCGUCACCCUCACCCAGCAGGACCUAGUGGCCCCCACUGGUGCCCCUACAGUACCCCCAUCCAACACCGCCCCACCCAGUGCUCCCCCGCCCCACCUCAACCCCGAGAUCACCCCGCUCUCAGCCGCCCUUGCUCAGACCAUCGCCCAGAGCAUGGUGCCUCCCGUUUCCAUGGCACCUGUGACUGUUUCCGUGGCACCGGUGGCUGUAUCCAUGGCGCAGCCUCUACCUUGCAUCACUAUAAGCCACGCCACCACCCCAAUGGUAUCCUACCCUAUUGCCAGCCAGAGCAUGAGGAUCACCAACAUACCUCACUGAUGCACUCUCUGGCAAACUCUGUAGAACUCUCCCAUGGAACUAGAGAUGGGGAUGGUAUGCAGAAUGCCAUCUCUCAAGUUUUAAUUGACCCACAGCAGCUGACUGACUCGAGGGGCGAAGUUGUGGGGGAACCCUAAUGCCCACACGCCAUAGGCAGAGAAAAGGCUAAUGUUGAUAGGAUGACUCCGCCACACACACCCUGCUCUGUGGCAGCGUUACAAAGACAGGUGGUCCUCUGAGGUGACCUCUGACCUUGUUAAAGGUUGGUGUGGCAAAGGGACUUCUUCAAACACAGGCAGCAAAAAAACGACAAACUGAAAAUAUGUCAGUCAUGGCGAUAUUCAUAGUUCUUUCACACAUUUGUUUAUGGAUUUUUCUUGUGUAACUUGUCAUUUUGCAGU
Molecule: messenger RNA, 2188 nt
Organism: Coregonus sp. 'balchen'
Lineage: Eukaryota; Metazoa; Chordata; Actinopteri; Salmoniformes; Salmonidae
Source: the annotation of a GenBank genome assembly